CGACUCAGUAUAUACGAAUAAAAGCGCCGUGUAAUCGUAGUCAGUGUGCGAAAUGCGCGAAACCCGCGAAACAUGCAGCACGCACUGCUCCAAAGCGCUGCUCUAUAGAAGAUAAAGUUAGCGGCCAAGCGGCGGCGGCGAGGGUCUCGAUUGUUUUUUUUGUGUACUUUGUUCUUCGUAAUUCGUAACUAAUGUCUCAGAAAUUCAGCACACUAACCUAAAAGUUCACGUAAACAAUCCGAAUUCAAUCUCAAAAAGUCAGGACAUUUGUAAUCAAUUCUUUUCGUUGAACAAAUCCUAAUGGGAAUAUUUGCUAGAAUGAAAGCUCGUAGGAAAUCGAGAAACGGGUAAUCUAGAUCAAACAAUAAAAGCUUGAAAAAAUAGUGAAGUGUUACCCGGCUAGUGACACCGACAAUCGAAAGAAAAUGGAAGGACUGGAUAAAAAAGUUCUCGAGUCAAGCGCGAUAAUCUACGAUAAUGCACGGAAAAAGUAUGUCUGUCCAUUGUGUAAAAAGAAAAAGGUAAAGAUUUUCAGAGAAACGCAUUUGAAAUCAAGCCGACACACAACCAGACUGAAUGCUUUCAACAGUGUUUUUCUCAUAAACGGUAGACAACCGUUAUGCAAAUUUUGUAACAAGAAAUUGCAGUGGACGCAGGUCCAGGAUCAUUUAAAAUUUCAUAAAGUACUACCAUAUUGGGUACCCGAGGAUAGAAACCAAAGAUUUGUUGCAAAUUUUAUGACGCGUGUAAACAGCCUAUAUCAUUGCCACUUGUGCGACAAAGUAUUGAAAAAUAGCACUGAUGCUUGGGGCCACUUAGAGAAUGAGCUUCAUUUGGAACUUGGAAAAAAAAUUGGAGAUUGUCGGCUUGAAAAACAGUGGGAUAUUCGUUGCAAUACAUGGCUCAUUCAUGGAAUUACUCCGACCCUGAAAAAAAAAAUAGAGUGUCGGAUAUGCAAUGAAACAAUGGAACCCAGUGAAGCUGAUCAGCAUCUAUUAUCACUUUGCCACACUCAAAAAAAAUUAUUAUAUCGUCAUGAGGUUCUUAAGCGUGGGAAGAAGAACAUGCUUCAUGGAAUUACAAAGCCUCCGCAAACGAGCCAUUGCAGCCAAAAAAUACCUCUCACAUUUUCAAAUCGCCCGAUGAUCUGCAACUUUUCCAUUUCACCAGAUUUUUCUACAAGUGUUACUUCUCAAUCUGAGCAAGUGGACUCGGACGAGGACAGUUACACAAGCGAUUGCUCUGCCAUGAUCAGCCCUGAAACUGAAACUGAUCUCGGAGAUCCGUCAAACCUGGAAGAGUCCCGUGCUACGGAGAAAGAUUGCAAAAACUUUGAGUAUCUCGUGUCAGACCCGAGCUGGACAAUUGAGACUUCGCAUCCAUUGAUGAGAGAACUAUUGAGCCGAAAACAGUGUACACAAUUGUGUACCAAAGCAGCUACGCAGGCAUUUUAUUGUCUGCUCUGUUGUGACCUACUCCCGAACAUUGAGAGUGCAAAAAAGCAUGCUUCCGACGAGACCCACUUGGGUUCCUUAAGCAAAUACGGAACCAAUUCCAUUUUAAUGGACCCAACGGGAACAUAUCAUUGCGGGUAUUGCGACAGUAAUAAAAAUGAUUUGGCAAAAAUGUACCACCAUUUGAUAAGCGAUGGACACCUCAAGAGGGUUGUCAAAUGUAAUCAACUAGAGCAUGCCCAAGCUAUUCUCACUCAAUCAGACAAUCAAUCAGAGGAAAUAAAAACGAAUGAUCAUCAUGACAUGCGACCAAAUUUCAAAGAUCUCGAUGGAAUUUUUAACAGUUCCUCGUCCAUGUCUGCUCAAUUGACCUCAUCCCGUAGAGACUCGAAGUCAUCCGACAAGGAUUCCCCCGGUAAUAGCAAACCUGAGUUAUCACUAAAUUCACAAAAAAUCAGUCCUGGAUCAUAUUCGCCGCUACCAGUUCUAGAUUGGGUACUCGAAACCUCACAACCAUUGUUCAAUCGCAUAUUCUCUUUAAAACUCUGCAAGAAAUUGGCUAUAGACGUGGAGACCCAAUUGUAUUACUGUCUCAUUUGUUCGAAUGGAUUUCAUGACAAGGAAACGGCUGAAAAACAUGUUACAGGGGAAGACCACGCGAAAACCAUGCAAAAACUCGGAUGCGAUAGGAUCGUGCUGCUCGAAACCGGCGGAUAUCACUGCACGUGCUGCGAUCGGCGAAAAAACGGUUUUAAGGAAAUCUACGAACAUUUACUGAGCGACGGACAUGCCAAGCGGCUCAGCCAAGGUCCAGACAACGGACAAUCUGCGCCCGUCCCAUCGGACAAUCAGUCGGAUGAAGCGAGACCCCAAAAUUCCGGUGUCUCGCCGCCGCGUCACGAGGUUACCAUUGAAGUGAAAUCCAUGAAAUCUGAUAAGGAAAGUAGCGAUUUAGAAUUCCUCCAGAGAGACUUGAAUUGGAUUAUCGAAGUCCCGGUAAACGUUGGAAAGCUGUUUACUCACGCGAACGAAGGUACGCUCUAUUGCCUCUUAUGUUCAGAAUAUUUUUGCAACAUUAAGGUUGCAAGGAAGCAUGUUUCCGACCAAUGCCAUGUGAACUCCAUGAAAAGGUACGGAUGCGAUUUCAUCGUGUUGAAUGAAACGGGAGACUAUCAUUGCACGUGUUGCGAUAAGCGGAUUCAAAAUCGGGAUGUCAUCUUGGGACAUUCAACAAGCAGCUCACACCGCAAAAAGCUUCGUAAAAUUAACCAACGAAACAAGGAUCGGAAGAUCUCUGAUGAUGCGGAAAGAGAAUUGAAUGGCACUAGAACCAAUGACGAUGACGUUUUCCAAUCGACUUCCAAAGAUUUCGAAGAAUUUUCGAACCUGCGGUCUCCGUCGAGCGAUAAAUCAUUGUCAGCCAAUUCGCUUUCACUGUUAAGAGAGAGUUCUCGCAAUAACGACGAAAGUUUGCCAAAAAUCGAGCCGAGACCGUUGCCCAAUUUUGCGGAAAAUGAAACAGACAAGAAUUUCGAUUUUCGUGAUGAGGACUUGAACUGGGUUGUCGGAUAUUUGCAUCCGUUGUACGGAUCAGGGAAGAGAAAAAAUCUUGAGAGCGAAUUGGCCAAAAGUUCGAAAAAGUCUUACUGUCUCAUUUGUCCGGCUUAUUUUUCCAGGCUCCAAACGGCAUUGACACACAUUUCCAGUUCGAAACACACCACUUCAAUGGAACAACGCGGAUGUCAUUACAUCGAGGUGACUGCUCAAUCCAAGUAUCGUUGCACUUGUUGCAAUACCAAAGGAAAAGACUUUCAGAAAAUCUAUUCGCACGUGAUGAGCGAGGGUCACAAAAAAAAGUCUGACGAAACGAAUCGGAUUAACGGUCGACAACCAGCUGUCGAAUUCGUAGAAAAUAAUCCGAAUACGAUGAAAGAAAACGAUGCUGGAAACUCAACAGCGGCCACGAUCCUCGGUGGAAACUUGAAAUUCCGCGAGACCGAUUUGAAUUGGGUGGUAAGUCGAACGCACUCGUUGUGUAAAAAAAAACUUGCAAAGAAUGAGGAUGGAGAAUUGUUUUACUGUCUCCUUUGUAAAUUUCCGAACAACGGCGAUGGGUUCGACGUCGAUGCCGCGAAAAAUCAUAUUUCUAGUGACAUGCACGCAGGUUCGAUGGAAAAAUACGGAUCCUUCUGCAUCGAACUGACCUCGAAAUUCAGGUAUAAUUGCGUAUGCUGCAAUCGACAGAAAGGUUCCUUUGCUAAGAUCUACGGUCAUGUAACGAGCCCAGGACACGUCCGACAGUUGCAGAAAUUCAAGCGAAAAGAUGGCGAGCAAAGUAUCUCCGUUAAUGCGAUAAAUAGACCGAGCGAGGUUAGCCUCAAUGACGGUACCGUGGAGCAAGCGGUCAGCGAAGGUUCGAAUUCAUCGCGCGUAAAUUCGUCAGCACUGAUAGAAGCUACGAGGAGCGAGAACGAAAGCAACAACUGUUUUGCCUCGAAGGUCUCUGAAACCGCUUCCAUGUCGUCGCAGCCUCCGAAAAUCUUUCCGAUCACCGAGGGCACAGCCGAGAACUUGGAUUUUCUCAAAACCGAUUUUAUGUGGGUGGUUGACAGUUCUCAUUCGUCGUUCAAGAAACAGACGGCCAAAGGGCCACACGAAAAAGAGUGCGAAACCACCGCAGGCCAAUUGUUCUAUUGUCGCUUAUGUAUUUGCCUUUUGCCAGACCCAGCGAGCGUGAGAAAUCAUAUUGGCAGUGCAGGCCACGCGCACUUGAAGAGAAAGCAUGGAUGCUGUUAUAUCAAAUUAAUUGAGAAAUUCAAGUAUCUUUGCAUGUGUUGCAACCGGCGCAAAAGAACCGAUUCCAAGAUGUUCAGUCAUGCUAUGAGCAAAACACACGUCGAACGUGUACGCGAAAUGGCUCUAGAUAAUCCUGUCGUUUUUGAAGAAGAUCAAACGAACGAGAAGAACAUCAAGGAGAGCAAUUCGGAGCAGCUAAUUAUGGAGAAAACGAACGAAUUACUCACCGAAUUGUCACUGAUGAAAGAGGCUUCGAAUAACGAGAGCAAAUCAGUUGGGUCGCCUUCGAAUCCCCACAAAAACGAUUCUCAACCGUCAGCAGGUCAGAAAGUCUCUCCACCGUCCAGGAAACCAGUCAAAGAUUUAGAUUAUCUCUCAAGAGAUUUCAACUGGGUGAUUGACAGUUCCCACGCAUUUUUCAAGAAGCAAGUUGUCAAAAAAUCUGAUUUUUUUUCCAGUGACGAGGGAGGUGAAUGGUUCUACUGUCUCAUUUGCUCUUGGCCGAACUACGGCGAUGCUUUCGACCUUGAAACCGCAAAACUUCACAUUCGCAGUAAAGAGCACGCACUUUCAAUGGACAAACAUGCAUGUAGAAAUAUUGAGGUGACUUGGAAUCCCAAGUAUCAAUGCUCGUGCUGCGAUCGUCGAGUGGAUACUUUAGGUCAAAUCUACGAUCACAUAAAGAACUCUAGACACGUCAAUCGUCUUCACGAUCACAGGCUACUUCAAAAAGAGCGAUCGAGCGUUAAACUCGAGGCAACCGAAUUUUCACAGGAUGAGAGACCUGAAAACCUGCAUUUUUUCAGGAGAGACUUGGAUUGGGUGAUCAGCGGCCCUUUCAAAGGGUUUAAAAAACGAUAUGGCAAGAUUUGUGAUAAAAAUAUUGUUAACGACGCAGGAGAUCAGAGGUCCCAUUGCCUCGUAUGUUCUGUUGAUUUUCUCGAUGCCACAGUUAGAGAAAAACAUAUUUUGAGCGAAGAACACACGGAUUCGAUCAAGCGAUACGGAUAUGAUUUCGUUGGUGUAACCUACUUUCCCAUUUAUCGUUGUAGAUGCUGCAAUCUUAUUGAACGUGAAUUAGAAGGCCUCCACUGUCAUAUAAUGAGUAACUUACAUGCCAAAACGGUCCGUGAAUUGGCAGCACUUUGCUCUCAACAAUCAAUGGGAGAACCUGAAGUCGUGUGUGGGGACAGAGGACCGCGCCAAGUUACGAAUGGUAGAAAAGAAAAGUCACCAUUUGCGGAACAACUUGGAGCAUUUUCAUUCGACUGGCCGCCGCCACCACCACCGCGUGAGAAUUUGGUAAAGUCUUACGGAAAAGUGUCAGUAUCUAAUGAGAUUUUGCCCGUUGCUAAAAGCGAGUCGAACGACUGGUUCUCUCGAAAUUUUCCUAAAAUUAAAUUGGCGCCUCCGACGCAGCGGGUGCUCGAUAAAACCAGUGAGAGUUUUGAAUUCCACGACGAAGAUCUCAACUGGGUGGUUCAUAGCACGCAUUCGUUGUACAAAGUGGAGAAGCCGAGAAAUCUUCUUGAGAAAGCGACGAAAAGUAUGGAAAAACGGUUGUUCUACUGCCUCGUUUGUUUCGAGAAUUUUUCCAGCAUUGAAAACGUCACGAUACAUAUUUCUUGCGAGGAACACGGGAACGCCAUGAAACAAUUGGGAUGUCACUUCAUCGAGGUGUUACCAGGGUCCAAAUACCAUUGCGUCUGUUGCAAUCGUCAGAAAAAUGAGUUUUACAAAAUCUACAACCACGUCAUGAGCGAGACGCACAUGAACCGCCUCUGUGAGAUCAAUGGGGAGACCGAUGGGUCUCCUGCCCUCGAGCUCGUCGCAGAUAAAUCGACCGACGAUGGGAAGAGCGAUAAUGCUGUUGGGCCAGGACAUUCGGACCAGUUGCAGUCAUUUUCUACGGAUUGGCCGACUCCUUCGGAAAAACCGUUCGCACCGGAGGAAAACGCGACUCCAAAUGGUGAAGCUUCGACUUCGUCGCUCGUCGUCGCGUCUUGCAUAUUUGUCAGUAAAAAGAAUGCAAAAAAGUCUUUUUGCCAUAUUUGUGCGGACAGUGAAUUGGGAGUAGCGACGAAAAAUUUGGAGGAGCACAUCAAUUCUAUGCGCCACAAGUUGUCGUUGAAGAGGCACGGUUGUGACAACAUUGAGACCCGAGAAGACGGUGGCUAUCGUUGUGUCUGCUGCGAUUCCGAAAUAUCUUCUCUCCAGAACGUUUACCUUCACGUAAAGGACAAAAAACACAUGAGCUCGUUGAUCAAGGCGAAGCCGGAGUCGAGACGCCUUAAAAAAGUCACGCGAAAUAGGAGUCCCGAGAGCACUGGUAAAGUCACUGGAAAAGCUUUAUUGAGCGACUUCAUUGGGAAAAAAAUGGAGCGUCGGGACGAAAGGGACGAGAACGAUCUGUACGAGUUGGUCGAUUCUUCGCAGCGAUACAACAUGCUGCCUAGAUACUCGGGCAACGUCAAAAUUGACAUGGAAAAAUGCCACUCUAUUCCUGGCCGAUUGGACAACUCGAACCAACCGCUGCUCAACUCCAUGCUUGUCUCAAUGGCCGGCGAAUUGUCGCGGCUAAACAACCAGAUUGAAAACACCGAGAGGUACAAAGAUUUGCCCGAUUGGCUGAAUUUCCGGGCUGAUAGAAGCAGACAGAUUGCGACGAAAACUAUACCUUGUGAUUUUUGCAAUCACAAGGUCGCAACUCGUACCGAUCUCCACGCUCACAUGGCUAAACACGUCAGUGAAGAACUCAUUGCCAUGAAUAAUUCACGACUACAAAAUGGAAGUGUCUCUGAGAAUAAUUGCUACUCGAGCGAAUUUAUCGAACCAGAACAUUUCGAAUCAUCGAAUCAAACAAUCGAUUCUCGUGGCUCUCCGAAAGAGCUUACGGAUUCCUCAAAGUUCGAUCAAUCGCUGAAUGAAUUCAGUGAAUCUUCGUCGGAUUCGGAUGACGAACUGGGGUACGAAGAAAGUCAGGAGAACGAUCCGGCAUCCGAACGAGAUUUGAAAGAAUUUUUGGAAAAUGCGAUGAAGGUCUCAAGAUCAACGAAAAAAGUGGAUUUCAAGGACGUCAUAGCAAAAUUGAAUUUCAAACACAAUCAUAUUUACGAUUUAGACGACAAACUGACCGAUCUCCAACGAGGAUUAAGAAUGUCCGUAAUAAUCGACAACGAGACGAUUUAUUGUUUGGUAUGUCGUGUCCGAGUGUCGAAUACAUUGAAAGAUUAUUACGCCCAUUUGUGGAGCCUCGAUCACUGCAAUUAUUUGGAUGUGAUGGAGAACGAUGCCGAAGCAUUUGCUGAUUUUCCAGAUCAGUUCAGCGACCUCGAGCUCGCCCACGAAUAUAUGGAAGAGAUCAGUGACAGUACGGUCCGUUGUUAUCUAUGCAAUAAGAGCGUCGCGAACGAGGACGAAUAUUUGAGGGAUCACAUUAAGGAAACUGGACAUGUGCGUGCGUGCGCUCUUAUGCAUUUAAACGCUUCGGCGCGUUUCGAGUCCAUGAAAGGCUUCCUGAAAUGCGAUUGGUACGGGGUCGAGCGCUAUUCCUGCUUCGCGUGCAGAGUCCACCAACACUCCGAAGUCCGCUUCAUGAGGCACUUGAACAGUCAGAGACACUCGAAAAUAAUGCUCAAAUCACCGAAUUUCGAAAGAAAAAUGCUCUUCGAUUUUUGUCCCAGCUGCGCGGUUCUUUGGUACGGUUACAGAUCCUCAUACUCUCAUCAUGUUAACGAGGUAGACUCGCACCAGUGGCUCGCGAAUGAUGGAUAUUAUUUCAUGCGUGACAUCCCGAAACUUGCUCAACAACUAGUCGGACAACCGGAGAACUGGGCCGACCGAACGAUUCGCCAUCUCGAUGCAAUUAAGGCCGACGAAGCCUCCAAGGUAGAUGAUCUCAUUGAUGAUCUUCAGAGAAUCGUAAGAUUAACAUUCCCAUGCGCCAAGGCUUACCCCUUUGGCUCCAGAGUCAGCGGCUUGUACUUUGAAGACAGUGACAUCGAUGUUUUUCUCGACUGUCGCAAUGUUUACGAUGGACAAGACACCUCGGAAUCGAUUACGUUGUACUUCAUCAAUAACGUUCACAAAUGCUUGAGCAGAAACCCAGAAACUUGGGACAUCCACGAAGUUUUGACCCAUUGUCGCUCGCCCAUCAUACGUACCUAUCACAGACCGACCGGAUUGUCGUGUGAUAUUUCUUUCGAUAAUGGUCUCUGCGUUGAGAAAACCAAACUCAUUAAACGGAUCGUCGAGGUUUAUCCCGCAUUUCGAAAAUUGAUAGUCGUCCUAAAAUUGUGGUUGGCGUAUUGCGAUUUGGCAGGAUCUGAGCGUAUCACGCACAAUAGCCUUUAUUGGCUAGUCAUUUUUUAUUUACAAAAUGAGAUGAUACUACCAAACAUCGCAACUUUGAUAUCGAUGAAAAACAAAUCCAAAAUCAUUGCGGGUUGCGAAGUCGGAGUUUCUUACAACUUCGAUCAAUGGGAAUCGGGUGGAAGCUCGAGCGUGAAACAUUUGCUCGAGCGUUUUUUCACUUUCUACGCGAAUUUUGAUUUCCGUUAUGACGUUGCGUGCCCCCUGCUUGGCACAGCAAUAAAUAAACAUAAUUUCUUUUAUCUUGAAUCUUUGCCGGAAGAAAUGAACAUGUACGUCAGGUACAUAAAAAAAUCAAGAAAAGCGGAAAUGUUUAGAGUCGAUUCUCCAAUGUGCAUUCAAGACCCUUUCGAUUUACCACACAAUGUUACAAAAGCUGUGAGAAAAAAUAUUCUCAAUCGUUUCCGCACUUGUUGCUUGAAAUCUUUGAACUUCAUGGCCCCCUCGUAAGCUAACGGACGAAAUUGAUCUUCAUUUAUUCGUCGAUCGAAAAAAUGACUUUAUCGUGGUAAUUUAUGUUAAAAGUUCUCAAAUUUCAAGAAUUUUCUCGCGAUUAUUUUUAAUUCAUAAGUUAUAAAACCAAAAGAUUCUUCUGUAAAUCCUCUCAUUUUAUGUCGAUCUGCCGUUCUCUUACGGCACGAAAGACGAUUCAAAUAUAUAUUGCGUUUCAUCUAGAUGGUCUACGCAGUUUUAUCAGUUUUUCGAUUAUUUUAUCGACAUGUAUUUAAGCUUUGAGAAGAAACAAAAAUUGAACAUGUCGCAGAGUAUUUGUUUUUUUUUCUUUUCUUUCAUUUCAUUUGUACGCAGAUAUUGAUUCGGCCAGGUUGAAACAUACUGAUUUUUUAUGCCUACUACUGCGUAUAUGCAUUAUUAAAAUAGUCACAUUUCGUGACAAAGAUAUCGACAGAACUAUUUUGCUACAUCUUUUGGCUAUGUACGGUUUAAUUUUAAUUCUAUGGUUUGUCGGUUGUUUAAAUGUAAGUUACUAAGUUGGAGCUGUGAUAACUUCAACAAUAUUUUUUGAAAACAUUUGUGAUACUUCGCUCGCUGUUGAAAUUAUUAUCGAAAAAUGAGCAAUGACCAUAAACUUGAGAAACUCACAAAAAAAUGACAGAGACAUUCUUUUAUUGUUUUCGUUUAACUGAUUUCUCCGAUUUUCUUCGAAUUUUUUUUUUCACAUAAUUCUACUUUUAUUUCGUUUAUUACUUAUUUGAUUUCAGGAACUUGGAUUAAUGCGACUUUUUUUUUACUCUGUCAUACUUCAAUUUUUAUUAUUUCUUUUUUUCUAUGCUUCGAUAAUAAUUUUGCCGCGAGUGAUGCAACGCCAAAUAGAAUAUUUUUCUAUGAACCAUUAUGCGGGAAAUUCGUCGUCGAACGAUAGAUUUAAGAAAAGAAUAAUAAGCAGGCUGGAUAAACUGCUGUUGUAUCUGUUGAAAACUUAAAAAAUAAAAUAAAAAUAAAAGUUCUACUAAUAAA
Venturia canescens is the source of this 10097-nucleotide messenger RNA. RefSeq lists its product as uncharacterized. Lineage: Eukaryota; Metazoa; Arthropoda; Insecta; Hymenoptera; Ichneumonidae. The record is from RefSeq and is a predicted model, not a curated record. The transcript has 5 exons. Gene Ontology annotation, molecular function: nucleic acid binding; zinc ion binding; RNA uridylyltransferase activity. Bases 426 to 9071 code for a protein of 2881 amino acids.